Messenger RNA from Cooperia oncophora, 1182 nucleotides. The record is from the annotation of a GenBank genome assembly. Lineage: Eukaryota; Metazoa; Nematoda; Chromadorea; Rhabditida; Trichostrongylidae.
AUGUCGGUUGUGAUAGCUUUCCUAAAUUUCGCUAGAGCUGUUCGCAAACACCUUGGAGCUGAGACGGCUGUGUUUUUGAGAAUCAUCGUUGCCUCCCAAUUUCAUAUGCUGUUUUACGCUUCACGCACUCUUCCGAACACAUUUGCCUUUAUCCUAGUCCUGACCGUUUAUCAUAGAUGCUUGGAAAAUCGGUACGAGAGCGCUGUUCGUUGGGCAACUGCGGCUGUGGUGCUGUUCAGAUGUGAGUUAGUUCUGCUGUUUGCCCCAAUAUUCCUGCGGGUUAUCUUCACAGGGAGGCUUCCUCUUUUUGGAUGGGAUGGUGCACUGAUUAACGGAGUGAAAACUGCCAUCAAAGUGCUUUGUAUAACUAUUCCCUUGGACUCUUUCUUUUGGCGCCGUCUCGUGUAUCCCGAGUUUGAGGUAGCAUUGUUCAACAUACUCCAUAACAGAAGCCGUGAAUAUGGUGUAUCACCCUUCUUGUGGUACUUUUAUUCAUGCUUACCACGAGGGUUGAUGGCGAGCCUUCCGCUGGCGGUGUUGGGGAUGUUUCUGGAGCGUCGACUGAAAGCUAUUGUUCUUCCAGCCCUUGUGUUCAUUUUCCUGUAUAGCUUCCUACCUCAUAAGGAGCUCAGGUUCAUCUUAUACUCGUUUCCACUACUGAACAUCUCGGCAGCCGUGUUCUGCGCAAGAAUGUAUAUUAAUCGGGAGAAGUCUCUAGCACGUCGUCUGCUCUACUAUGGCUGCUGUUUACACAUUGUGGCAAAUCUCUUAGCUACAGCUGCAUUUCUUUAUGCUGGCGCUAGAAAUUAUCCUGGUGGAGAUGCAAUUGCUCACUUGCAGUGGACACAACGAGUUGACGCUCACAAACCGAUAUCUGUUUACAUCGAUAAUGCAUGCGCUCAGACAGGAGUCAGCCGAUUCAUGCAGCUUUACGAUGCUUGGGAGUACAACAAGACGGAGACACUGACACCUUUCGAAAUGGAACGGUUUGAUUUUCUCAUGAUCGGCACGUAUUCUGGAGAUCUGAAGAAGAUUGUGCAGACAAACUACUCGACUCAUCAUCGUGUGAUGUUUGCCGUGCCGGCGUUUCAUCGCUUCAACAUUAAGAAGACGUCGUCUUUCCCGUUUUACUAUCCAGAAAUGGUGUUAAAAGAAAAAGUGGCCGUGUUGAGGAAGAAGUAG